AUGUCACCGGCAAGAUUCAAGAAGAAGAUCGGGGGCCCCCGCGUGCUGUACUGGUUCCGCACCGAUCUACGGCUUCACGACUCACCCGCCCUGACGCACGCGCUGUCCCUCAACCCGUCGGCCCUGAUCCCACUGUGGACGUGGGACCCGCACUACGUGUACCGCCAGCGCGGGGCGGCGAACCGGUGGCGGUUCCUGGUCGAGAGCAUGUGCGACCUCUCCCAGAGCCUGACCGCGCUGAACGCCCGGCAGAGACUGUUCGUCGUGCGUGCCGCUAUUGGCCCUGCCAAGACCCUGGCGUUGCUCCUGCGCCAGUGGAAGAUCGACGUGCUGGUCUUCGAGAAGGACACCGACGCCUAUGCCCGCAUCCGAGACCGCGAGGUCGCCCAGGUCGCUGCGGACCUUGGCGUGCAGGUCGUCAGCGUCAGCGGACGCACGCUGUUCGAUUCUGACCAGGUGGUCGAGAUGAAUGGCGGCAAGCCCACCAUGAGCAUGGCCCAGCUGCUCAAGGCCGUCGCGAAAAUCCACGACGGCGUCCCCGCCAAGCCCCUGGAGAGACCGACCAGCAUUCCCGAUCCCUUGAGUGAGAGCGAGAUGGACUUGUCGGUUCUCGAGCAGGAGCUGUCCGGUGACGGGGGGCGGCCGAACCAAGCAUGGCCAGGUGUGGACCGCAUGGACUAUAACGCCGUCCAACGAACGCUGGGUCGUGAGAAGGACACGCAAUACGCGUCCGGCCCCAUGGGACCAGACCGCGACUUCUCGGUCCCGACCCUGGAGGAGAUGGGCAUCGGCCCGCCCUCGGCAACGACUCCACACCGCGGCGGCGAAACCGCCGGCCUGGCUCUCCUGGCCCGCCACGUCGCCGACGAAGAAUACAUCGCGACGUUCGAGAAGCCAGCCACGGCCCCGACGGCGUUCGACCCCGCGGCCACGACGCUGCUGAGUCCGCACAUGCACUUCGGGACGGUCUCGUGCCGCCGGUUCUGGUGGGACGUGCAGGCGGUGCUGGACCGGCGACGCAAGGCGAAAAAGCGCGUCAGCGACCAGCCCGUCAACAUCCCCGGCCAGCUGCUCUUCCGCGACAUGUACUUCGCGGCGCACGCGCAGGUCGGGGUCGCCUUUGGCCAGACGGUGGGCAACCCGGUAGCGCGAUUCAUCCCGUGGCACCUCCAGUCCCGCUACACCACCGGCCAAGACGGAAAAUUAGCGAGUGACGGCACGUACAUCGUCGACAACCCGCAGGCAGAGGAGUUCUUCCUGCGGUGGAAGCAUGGCCGGACGGGGUUUCCCUGGAUCGACGCGCUGAUGCGCCAGCUGAAGCAGGAAGGCUGGAUUCACCACCUGGGACGACACGCGGUGGCGUGCUUCCUGACGCGCGGCGGGUGCUACGUCUCGUGGGAGCGCGGCGCUGAGGUGUUCGAGGAGUGGCUUGUCGACCACGAGGUGGCGUGCAACGCCGGCAACUGGAUGUGGCUGUCCUGCACGGCCUUCUUCAGCCAGUUCUUCCGCUGCUACUCGCCCGUCGCGUUCCCCAAGAAGUGGGACCCCGAGGGACUCUUUGUGCGCCGCUACGUCCCCGAGCUGGCCCGCUUCGACAAGAAGUACAUCUACGAGCCACACCGGGCACCGAUAUCGGAUCAGAAGCGUUGGGGCUGUGUGAUCAAGGGUGACGGUGGCGCCACGGGGAGCGGGAAGGGGGGAGAAGGAGAAGGAGAAGGAGACCACAAUGUGUAUCCGAAGCCAAUGUUUGAUUUCGCCGAGAGACGGCAGUUCUGCCUUGACCGCAUGAAGCACGCCUACGACGUGGGUCUGUUUGGCGACGACGAGCGGGUUGUCAGCGGUGAGUGGAAGAAGUUGUUUGACGUCGAGGACGUUGCAGCUUUAGGUACCAGCGAGUGCAAGGAGGAGGCGAAUGGGGAAGUAGUCUCAGGCGAGGGCGAGCACGACGAGGGCGGUGAUAGACGACACGAAGACGAUCUCAAGCAUGGCGCGGGGGUCAGUGAUGAAACCCAUGCUCGCGGCAGCGGCAAGAGGAAAGCCACACAGCAGCAAGGCCCUGGUGUGCAGAGCAAGAAGCAGCAGCAGCAGCAGCAGCAGCAGCAGCAGCAGCAGCAGCAGCAGCAGCGCACGCUGGACGAGAUGGUGACUCGGAAGAAGAACCGGUAG
Fonsecaea erecta is the source of this 2166-nucleotide messenger RNA. RefSeq lists its product as hypothetical. The coding region runs from base 1 to 2166 and encodes 721 amino acids. The record is from RefSeq and is a predicted model, not a curated record. Lineage: Eukaryota; Fungi; Ascomycota; Eurotiomycetes; Chaetothyriales; Herpotrichiellaceae. The transcript has a single exon. Gene Ontology annotation, biological process: circadian regulation of gene expression; entrainment of circadian clock by photoperiod. Gene Ontology annotation, cellular component: nucleus; cytoplasm. Gene Ontology annotation, molecular function: DNA binding; FAD binding.